AUGAUUAAAAAGAUACUGAACAAUCUGAACAUAUCAAAUGAAGAAAAAGAUGACAAUUUUAGCCACAGCGAAAAUAUUUUAAACCUAAUCGAAGGAAUAAUUAUAAACGAAAAUUCCUAUUGGAAAUAUGUGAACAUAUUAAACGAAUUAACAACGUUAUGUUAUGAGGAUCCAGUAAACUUUCGGAAAUUUUUUUUUGUAAAAAAUGAAAAUGUCGAAAAGCAGAAAAAGAAGGCCAACCAAAUAUUGGACAGAAUAUUAAUCGUCGUUGAAAAAUAUGAAGAUGCAAGGAGCACAUUUCUGUACGCAAUUGCCAAGUUGAUAUUUAUCAAUGCCUUCGAUCUGAACGUCGAAAUUUUGCGCACCCUCUGCGACUUGGCUUACAACGAGGAAUACAAGUAUGACGUGCACUCGGUCUUCGAGGAAAUCGUGGCGGCGGCGAUGCUAAACUCGGCCGAGAAAGAAACGGUGAAGAAUAUUUUCAGGGGACUACAACACAUGCCAAGGGAUAAAACGAUCGCGCGGAGCUUCACUAGUUGCAUACAUAAAGUCAUCAAGCUGCUGCGGGGCUCCUUUGAUGAGCACAUCUUGGGAUUCCUCUCCGUGGCGACGUUAGAUCGGCACAACUGCCUAAUAGCCUACGACGAGGGGCUCCUGAAGAUCCUCACCGCGGAGAUGACCAAACGGGAGGAAGACGACUUCGAAGAGGCCCCACCCCACCUCGAGACGGUGUACAGAAUCGUACAGCAAUUAUGUGGGAAUUAUGUUAAGCACUGCGCAAUGCUAAUAAAGGAAAAAAUGCACUUAAAUUUUUAUUUCAAGAAAAUCAAGGAAAUAAUAAAAAAAGAUUUUAUGAGUCAUUUUGCAAAAAAAAAAUUUAUCUUUUGCAAUAUAAUUCUCAAUACGAUAAAUAAUAUUUGCACAUUUGAAAAGGAAAUUUUGUUCGAGUUGUGUAAUUCUCACCACUUUAUCGAUCUGCUUUUAAUUGGCAUUAAAAUGGAGAUGAGCAAUCCGUACUUUUUAAGCGCAAGUUUGGCUGGAUUAUUACUAGUAUUAAAAAAUGAACAGUUGUAUAAAAAGAAUAUUGAGUAUAUCUUAGAGAACACAAAGGAUUUGAAAAUAGUGUUACCGUUUUUGUUUGGACAGAAAUAUAACUCCAUGCUUCGUUACUACCACAAAGCAGAUGAGGACGUAGAAAUCUACUUACACGAUGUCGAUGUAGAUAAAUUCUCCAUGAAGGUUAAGAAGGGGUUCAGGGACAGCGACAUUAACUACUACUUGCUCGUCUGCCUCGAAAGCCAAAACGAAGACGUGGUGAUCCGCCUCCUCAGGUGCAUUCACCUCAUCCCAUUCGACGACUGCAAGUCCAUCGAGUUCCACAAAAUAUUCUUCCUCCUCCGUGAAAGAGAAAUCACGCUGAACGAAAAGUGGAAGGAAAUCUACUACUACUGCGUCAAGAUAUACAUAAAUGUAAUAAAAAAUGAGGAAAUUUCCAAAAUUGUAGAUCAGUACAAAUUCGAGGACACCCUUACGGGUAUUCUACGUAUCAUGAACCAGUUCCUCUUGCGGGCGGUUAUCCUCCACAGGAAAAACGAUUUAGUGUUAUUAAAAGGGAGGAAAUCAUCUCGGGGGGAACACGGCGAGUACGUAGGAGGAGAAGCGGACUAUAGGGACCCAGAGGCGUACGGUAUAGUCAAAUCGGAUGAUGAAGAAAUUGACUUGAAUAAGAUAACGGUAGAGUUAUUACGCACGUGCUCCAGGUACCCCACCCUGAGAUACUUCAUGAGAAACAACUCCGUGAGCUAUUACUUUGUAAACGUCCUGACAAAUGAAGACAGCCUGUUUAGCGAAAUAAACGUAGAUUACGAUAUUUUAAUCGAACGGACAUGGUGUUCAAGCAUUGAAAAUAUUUUCAAAGCGUUAGUCAAAAAUAACAUUUCAAAGGAUAAAAAAAUAUGUUUACGUCUUUUAAUCAACAUGGCUGACAUAUUCAGUGGUUACUUUUAUCAGUUCAAGACGGAUACACAUUGCAACAUAUUCGACUUAUGCACUUUGGAAGAAAAACACUGGAAUAGGAAAAAAAUUUUGCAAUAUUUUUACAUGAUGAAUAAUGCCGAUAUUGAGGAUUACAAGAAGCAGCUGCACACAUUCGUCAAGUUCCAUAUGACAAAUUUGUAUACUUUGGUGGACGUGUUUGUGGAGAAAAAUAUUUUCUCCGAAUUGAAGAAAGAGCAACGGGAAAACUACUUCCCAGGAGUGCUAAAGUUUAACAAAUUGAAAUAUGAAAAAAAAAUUUCCAAAUUAAAAUUAAAGGAAAAGGAAAUAAGAUCAAAAAUUUUACCUGAACAAAUGGAGAGAAGGGAUAACAGGACAGGUACUCCUCUCUUUGAUGAACUGCAAAACAUAAAGGCUAAAAAGAAGAAACUUUUUUUGUGGCUACACAAUAAUAACUUCCAACAAACUUUUGACAUUUCUCUCGUGGAUGAUGACAUCGAGUGUAAUCUUGAGCACAUGUUCGAAAUGCCCAAAGUGGUGAAGAAAAAAAAAACGAUUCGCCCUGGGAGGGGAAAUGCCUACCUCGGAAAAGACGACCCUCCUGAUGUUACAAUUUUGAAAAAGAAAUCACCUGAUGGGUUACUGGAAGAUUCACCCUCGGGGGAUGUCAAAAGUGUCAACAAUGGUAGGAAAAUCCAAACGAAACGGUCUUAG
This is a messenger RNA of Plasmodium cynomolgi strain B, 2709 nucleotides long. RefSeq lists its product as hypothetical. The transcript is spliced from 6 exons. The coding region runs from base 1 to 2709 and encodes 902 amino acids. The record is from RefSeq and is a predicted model, not a curated record. Lineage: Eukaryota; Apicomplexa; Aconoidasida; Haemosporida; Plasmodiidae.